Molecule: messenger RNA, 3511 nt
Organism: Anneissia japonica
Lineage: Eukaryota; Metazoa; Echinodermata; Crinoidea; Comatulida; Comatulidae
Product: zinc finger protein 236-like
Exons: 4
Coding region: 53-2419 (788 amino acids)
Biological process (GO): regulation of transcription by RNA polymerase II
Molecular function (GO): DNA-binding transcription factor activity, RNA polymerase II-specific; RNA polymerase II cis-regulatory region sequence-specific DNA binding
Source: RefSeq, a predicted model, not a curated record
UGGUUAUCUGUCGCCACCCGAGUCUCCUCAACAGUGUAUAUCUGAGCCACCAAUGAAGGUUCCGCGAUUUAAUCAAUCUCAACUGAGCCCACAGCUAGUUGCAAUGGCGUUACAACAACCUCAACAUAUGGUCGGUGCACAUAACACACCACCAACAUCUCCGCUUAUGGACCUUCUUAUCAACUCAUCAAACGAGAACGUCUUGACAUCGCAACCUCUUCAGAGUCAACAGGUGAACCGUCGAAAAGGCCGCCGAACCUGGGGUAGAAAGCGAACAACCACACACACGUGCUCACAUCCAGGCUGCAACAAAACCUACACCAAGAGCUCGCAUCUCAAGGCUCAUCUCCGAACCCACACAGGGGAGAAGCCGUAUGCGUGCAACUGGAAGGGAUGUGGUUGGAAGUUUGCCAGAUCGGAUGAGCUAACCAGGCACUACCGCAAACACACUGGGGAUCGACCUUUCCAGUGUCAUCUCUGCGAACGGGCAUUCUCUCGUUCUGAUCACUUGUCGCUUCACAUGAAGCGUCACAUGGUUUUGAAUGAUGUUGAGUCGCUUUUACACGACUGGGAUCAAAACAUAGGCCAGCAACGUGCAGAGACCUGCUCGCCAAUUAAUAGCCUUGGUUCUGUAAGCGAUUGUUCAUCAAGCGUGUGCUCUUCGCCUCCAGCCUCAUCGGUCGGGGAGUGUUAUGAUGACCUGCUUGACUUGGACUUUAUCCUAAACAAUUCAAACGCAGAACAGCGAUUCUACAAUGACGAUUCAUCAGUGGGGAUUAUGAUGAUAAAACAAGAACCGAACAGUCCACUCAUGCGAGCGGAUUUGGACAAUGUUUUUGGACAUGCCGACCUUACACAUUUGACAGUUGCUAUUCCAAAAGAACAAAUGCAUCAACAAAAGUCUAUGUACGGCUUGUCUCCAUGUAUGUUGACACCGCAUGGUUAUCUGUCGCCACCCGAGUCUCCUCAACAGUGUAUAUCUGAGCCACCAAUGAAGGUUCAGCGAUUUAAUCAAUCUCAACUGAGCCCACAGCUAGUUGCAAUGGCGUUACAACAACCUCAACAUAUGGUCGGUGCACAUAACACACCACCAACAUCUCCGCUUAUGGACCUUCUUAUCAACUCAUCAAACGAGAACGUCUUGACAUCGCAACCUCUUCAGAGUCAACAGGUGAACCGUCGAAAAGGCCGCCGAACCUGGGGUAGAAAGCGAACAACCACACACACGUGCUCACAUCCAGGCUGCAACAAAACCUACACCAAGAGCUCGCAUCUCAAGGCUCAUCUCCGUACCCACACAGGGGAGAAGCCUACAUGUUUUGAACAGAUUGACCACAAUUUCUCACGAGUGUGCCUCUGUGAAUUUAAUAUUUUAAAAACAUUUUCACCAAUUCAAAAUAAAAUGGCUGUUUUGGCUUGCGAAAUGCCUUCAGCGUUCAACUCUGGAAUAUCUGACUUCGACAUGGGAAUGAUGAAUGUUUUGAAUGAUGUUGAGUCGCUUUUACACGACUGGGAUCAAAACAUAGGCCAGCAACGUGCAGAGACCUGCUCGCCAAUUAAUAGCCUUGGUUCUGUAAGCGAUUGUUCAUCAAGCGUGUGCUCUUCGCCUCCAGCCUCAUCGGUCGGGGAGUGUUAUGAUGACCUGCUUGACUUGGACUUUAUCCUCAACAAUUCAAACGCAGAACAGCGAUUCUACAAUGACGAUUCAUCAGUGGGGAUUAUGAUGAUAAAACAAGAACCGAACAGUCCACUCAUGCGAGCGGAUUUGGACAAUGUUUUUGGACAUUCCGACCUUACACAUUUGACAGUUGCUAUUCCAAAAGAACAAAUGCAUCAACAAAAGUCUAUGUACGGCUUGUCUCCAUGUAUGUUGACACCGCAUGGUUAUCUGUCGCCACCCGAGUCUCCUCAACAGUGUAUAUCUGAGCCACCAAUGAAGGUUCAGCGAUUUAAUCAAUCUCAACUGAGCCCACAGCUAGUUGCAAUGGCGUUACAACAACCUCAACAUAUGGUCGGUGCACAUAACACACCACCAACAUCUCCGCUUAUGGACCUUCUUAUCAACUCAUCAAACGAGAACGUCUUGACAUCGCAACCUCUUCAGAGUCAACAGGUGAACCGUCGAAAAGGCCGCCGAACCUGGGGUAGAAAGCGAACAACCACACACACGUGCUCACAUCCAGGCUGCAACAAAACCUACACCAAGAGCUCGCAUCUCAAGGCUCAUCUCCGAACCCACACAGGGGAGAAGCCGUAUGCGUGCAACUGGAAGGGAUGUGGUUGGAAGUUUGCCAGAUCGGAUGAGCUAACCAGGCACUACCGCAAACACACUGGGGAUCGACCUUUCCAGUGUCAUCUCUGCGAACGGGCAUUCUCUCGUUCUGAUCACUUGUCGCUUCACAUGAAGCGUCACAUGUAAACAUGGUUCUGCACUCAGACCUUGGUCUGACUGUGCUUCCUUUUAAACCUAUUUUGGCAUUUUUAACUAGUCACUAGUGACAUUUUUAAUGUUAAAUAAAUGCAUUGCCUUGUGCAAGCAUUUGUAAUUUGCCAUGGGUGUCGUGUCUCGCGCACAGAACGACGAAAAAGCUAGCCUCUGCCAACAGUCCAGCCUCGGAUUGAGGCAUGGAUGAUGGCGUCGAAGUGGCGAAAAGGUGCUAUUCGAAGAGUUCUUUAAAUGUUAAAAAAAAAAACAGGCGUAAAUAUUACAAAUUUUGUACUUGCCAUUUUAAGUAACCUCGAAUAGUAUAACUGUUCCAGUGAAUUAUGUAUGUUUUUUAUCAUUUAGUAUGCAUAUUGUGUGUUAACAUCGUUAUGUAUUGUGAUAGUAUGGUUUAGCUGGAACAAUUUAAAGAGAGAUGGAAGGUAAAGUGCUUUAAGCACAUCCUAUUGCGUACACAUUAACAUCGUGUGUGCAGCUAAAAAGUUUUUACAACUUGUUUCCGUUGAGGAAGUAUUUGCGUGAAGUCUACAAAUCGGUUGCGGUUUUGCUUAAUUGCCGGAGAGACCAUCGUGGGUUAGAUGUCUAACUCGUAGUUCACUUAGCAACCUAGAGACUUGUUGUACAUGUGCAAUCGUAUAUUUGGAAUUAUUGGUGUUUUGACAAUCAUUUAAGAUCACCGGGCUGGUUCCCUCAUAGAGUUGGUACCGUACAACUCACAUUUGCCGAAUUUAUCUUCCGGUUUAGACAUUUUUUAAAUAAAUGCUUAAAAAAUUAAAUAAUUCCUUGUAAAUAGAAAGAUUUUUAUAUAAACAAGUGCGAAGAUGCACAGUUAUUUUUAUAUGUAUUAAUUCGAUAAAGUACUUAUGAUUAUUAUUAAUGUUUUAUGAUCUACACUUGUAGCUUUUGCUCAUUUGCAUAUGAUCAAAUAUUAAUUUAUGAAAUCGCACUUUGUUGAAUUCGUCAUUUAUGUUAGCCUUUAUAUUUAUGCUAAUCACUGUGGUUAUUCUGUGGUUUUACGAAAAUAAUGAAAAAUUUACAAUAAACAUUACAAAAUCAAUUUGAAAAUGA